AAUACUGUCGAAGCAAAACCCCAAGUCCCAGGUACGACCAACGUCCACAGUCCGUCCACUUCAUUGUGACCCGAGCCGGAUGCCGUAAUCUUUAUCGCCGCCGGUCUAAGCCGUCAAUAGUUAAUUGACGAGAUAUAGCUAUUACUCGACUGUUUAUAAGGACUAGGGUUUACCUUUCAAAGAAUUUGCAAAUGCAGAGCAUCAACCCAUGUUUUAGCGACGUUAAUUCACUAUCCGCUAAUUACUUUUCUCUACAACGUGGAUUACGCGUAUCAGGCAGACAUGCACGUAGCCUCCAGUUAUGGCAUGUACCAUAUGAUAGAAAAAGAUUUUCCCUCAAGACCACGAAUUCAGAACUUUACAAACUACAUUUUGUAAAUUUAGCAAAACCUUUUCAUUCAAGUGAAUGCCACAAUUCACCAAUGUCCAUAUACAAUCAGCCCAAAAGAAGCCAUAUGAGAAUCCAUUCAGCAUCUGCAGAGUCUCUAAGCCACGAACUUAUCGAGCAAACUUCUGAACACGAGUUUGAAGUUAGUUCAUAUAAUCCUGAGAAAUCACAACCAAAACCCAAAUAUGAAAACAGAUUCCUUAUUUUUGCACGCGUAGGUUCAGUCAUCAAUAAUGCUGCUGAAUCAUUUUUCAAGAGUGAGAUAAGAAGGAGAUUAUUUGUUACUGCUGCAUUACUUGUGAUUAGUCGUGUAGGAUAUUUUAUUCCUCUUCCUGGUUUUGAUAGAAGAUUAGUACCAGAGAAUUACCUUAGUUUUGUCUCGGGUUCAGUUGAGGAGCUUGGUGAGCUGGCACCAGAACUUAAGCUUUCCCUAUUCCAACUUGGAAUCAGUCCCCAAAUUGCAGCAUCUAUUGUUAUGCAGGUACUUUGCUAUGUUCUUCCUUCAUUGAUCAAGCUAAGGAAAGAAGGGUUGGAUGCUAAUGAGAAAAUAAAGGGUUAUAUAUGGUGGAUGUCGCUUGGGUUUGCAAUAGUAGAGGCACUGAUCAUUUCUUAUUUUUCACUUUCGUAUUCGAUUUAUGCAGCAAAUGCAAGUCAAAGAUUGAAGCACAUCAUGUUGACAACAAUUUUGUUGGUUUCUGGUGCAAUGACUACAACAUGGAUCUGUGACAAAAUAUCAGACUCUGGUUUUGGUCAUGGAUCAUCUUUGCUGAUAUGUGUGAAUAUCUUGAAUGGCUACAUAGAGACAUUACAUAAAAUGUUGUCUCAGCUCUCAGGUGGCAGUGGAUGGUGGCAAUAUAUAUUUGGAGUGUCGGGUGUGUUUGUUGUUGUGACUAUGUGGGCGGUUGUUGUAACUCAGGGUUGCAGAAAAAUCAAGCUGCAAUACUAUGGCUUCAAACUUGCAUCUUCCACAAGAGAAGAUUCCCCAGUUACAGAGGUGGAGCAAUAUAUUCCAUUCAAUAUUAAUCCAUCUGGAAUGCAACCUGUCCUCACUACCAGCUACCUAUUAGGCUUUCCUGCAAUUGUUGCCAGCUUUUUUAGUUCAAGAUUUUGGAGAAAUGUGAGAGAGAUUCUAAAUCCUGAAUCAUCUCUUGGAGCAGCACCAUGGGUGUACUAUACAAUCUAUGCAUUCUUUGUUUUCCUUUUCAACAUAUUUGAUAUUGCCAACAUGCCAAAGGAAAUUGCAGAGUACUUGAAUAAAAUGGGGGCAAGGAUACCAAAUAUAAAGCCUGGAAAGGCGACUGUUGAAUAUUUGACCAAGAUUCAAGCUUCAACCCGUUUCUGGGGUGGUUUGCUGUUGAGUAUAUUGGCGACAUCAUCAACAAUUCUUGAUCAUUAUCUGCGAAAAACAAACGAAGGAUUUUCGAUAGGGUUUACAUCUGUUCUAAUCAUCGUGGGUUCAAUCAUCGAACUAAAAAGAUCUUAUGAAGCCUACAAUGUCAUGCCAAGUUUAACCAAAGCCUUAAAGCGAUACGGUGUAUGAUACACACAUAGAUUGAUCCAUAUUCUACCAAUCUAAACACACAAAAAGGGAAGCAGCAUGCAUAUUGUCUUAUUGACUUAUUUCCUUAUUGCAUGAUGGAUGAUGAUGUGUUGCAACAAAGGGCUCCACUCUGAGCAGACAAUAAAAAAAAAAAAAACAAAGUUUCACGUCUGGGAUAUGAACCAUUUGUGGGGGCAAACAUACUCUCUGGUUAUAUUAUAUGGUGGUAUAUGUUUUGUUGUCCCAGAGCCUCGUCGGGUCAUCAAUAUUAUUAUUAUUUUUUUAAAUGUUUUGGGGAAAGUUUUGAUUAUAUGAUUUUCUUGUGUAUAAAUGAAAUUCUUGUCAUAGGUAUGUAUGACCAUUUUGGAUCUA
Molecule: messenger RNA, 2300 nt
Organism: Lactuca sativa (garden lettuce)
Lineage: Eukaryota; Viridiplantae; Streptophyta; Magnoliopsida; Asterales; Asteraceae
Product: preprotein translocase subunit SCY2, chloroplastic
Biological process (GO): protein transport
Cellular component (GO): membrane
Source: RefSeq, a predicted model, not a curated record